UUUGAGGCGUUUUCCGACAGAUUUCAACCAAAUACCAAACAUAUUUCGAUGGCAUCUGCAAGUUCUGAACAACAGUUAUGUUAUGGACCUGAGGAUCCAUCCGUACUGUUUCAUCAAAACGAACAUAUUUCAGCCUCAUUGUUGGCGAAUGGCACAACAAAUGUGUUGAGAGUUCGUAGGACGGAGAGUAAGGUUUGGGCAUUGCCAAUACAUGAAGAUGUGAUGCAUUGGCUUGAUGUUUGGGGGUUCAGAGGUGUGAUUGAAUGUGGAAGGCCAAGAAGGAUGGACAAUGACCUAAUAACUGCAUUGAUCGAGCGAUGGAGGCCUGAGACCCACUGUUUCCACCUUCCAGUUGGUGAGGUAACCGUAACCUUACAGGAUGUGCAAAACCUGUGGGGUUUGAGAGCAGACGGUCGUGUUUUCACUGGCUGUGACUACCCUAUUGGAUAUGAAGAUUGGCCCAGCAAGUGUAGAGAUGUGUUGGGAUGGAUACCUGACGCAGAAACAGAAACGAAGCACGGUGGGUUGUUGAUGAUGUCUCUGAUCAACCAAGCGACUAUGCCGUUGGGUGAUGGGCUGCAUGAGUAUGCAUACGUCCAAAGAGCACGUAUACAUGCUCUAAUCUUGUUAGGGAGGCUUAUUUUACCGGACACUACCGGGUGCAAGGUCCACUUUAUGUGGAUAAAUGCCUUUGACGAUCCGGAAGACGUGGCUAAUAUCAGUUGGGGUAGUGCUGCUUUAGCAUACCUGUAUCAUUAUUUGUGCGAAGUUUCUGUAGGCAGACAGAGAAGAGAUGUGGGUGGCCCUAUGGUUCUCUUGCAGCUGUGGGCGUGGGAAAGAAUGCCUACAUUGAGGCCAGCCUUCUUGAUAUCGCCUACGCACACGCCGUAUAUCCCGUGUGGAGUCAAGUAAUAUUUUUUUUAAGUAACUUACUUAAUUAUGUAUUUUUUUGGGUAACUUUUGAUAUUAAUAUUCCGUGUAGGUGGCACGGAGUUAAUGAAAUUGGAAAUGCGCCCCAACAUUCAGUAGCUCAUUAUCGUGAUCAGUUAUCAUUGAUUCGUCCGGGCCAGUUUCUGUGGACACCAUAUACAGAUUGUAUCCUGCCCGAUUACUGCAUUGAUUCGACCGCAUCCUACUUGUGCGACACAUAUUUGGUGUGCUGGUCAUUUGUCGAGGCACACGAGGCUGGACGCGUUUGCCGACAAUUCAACCGCUACCAGCGUAUUCCUCAGUAUUGUGAUAGGAUGCUACAUAAUGCCGGACAUCUGUCUAAAAGUCACCGCCGUGGGAGGAAGGGCGCCGAUUGGGCUAAGGUACAUAAAUUCUACAUUGAAGAAUGGGAUUUCAGACACCACAGGUUCCAAGCAAAUUUUGAUCAUGCCACGAUGACCAUGGAUGGUCGCAUUAAUCCGGGCUAUAUGGCGUGGUUCAAUAGGAUCACAGUGUCGUACCUAGUUCAACCUGCGACACAGUCAACGGUUGGGAUGAACGAGUCAGCAUCUUCUAUGAUGAAAUUGGUCGAGACCAUUCAGGGGAUAUGGCAUUUGACCUCUGAACACGACACAGACCCUCGAUUACGGCAGAUUCGUGCAAUGGCUGCUGAGGCGCUUCGUACGACGGACCAUACUGAUGUGAUGGAGUAUCCAACAUCGCAACGGCGAAAUGUGGUCAUG
Molecule: messenger RNA, 1673 nt
Organism: Salvia splendens (bonfire salvia)
Lineage: Eukaryota; Viridiplantae; Streptophyta; Magnoliopsida; Lamiales; Lamiaceae
Product: serine/threonine-protein phosphatase 7 long form homolog
Exons: 4
Coding region: 49-912 (287 amino acids)
Biological process (GO): meristem development; meristem maintenance
Source: RefSeq, a predicted model, not a curated record